GAAGUUCUCUGUGUACUUGCUACACAUCAGUCAGGACGAGAAGGAAGGAAAUCGCUUCGGCGUAUCCGCGGCGCGCGUACGAAAAUGUUUCUCGCCUUGAAAUCAUGUUGCGGCGAAAUUUAGUGUACAAUUUUAAUAUAACUCCCGGACGCCGCCAUUAUGUUUUUUCGAAGCAUUUUUUCCUUUAUUCAUAUUACAAGAUAACCGUGUAUUGUCCUCAUAAAAAUUAAAUAAUCGUAGACAGUUGAAUGUAUUCCGGAUGACUUAUUGAUUUUUUCGGUUUUUUCUCCGCGGAUACGCUCGGGAAGUGGUACACGUUCACGUUUUUCCGGGGUCCUAUUACACGGCGUGUAUGAAAUCCUGAAAUUCCUUUUUUCGGCCGAUGUGAUUCAUAAGUUUUUGCGUAGAGUGCAUGAGAGGUUGCAUCGUACGUACCAUAGUGGAUCCUGUAGUAAUAUCGUUCGCGUGUAGUAACGGGAUAGUAAGUCGGUGAAAUCGAGGACGAGAUCAAUGAAGAGUAUAAGAUGGGAGAUACUGCAAGCUUAGUUUUUAAAUAACGUCUUGCCUUAACUUUGACGAGGAGGAAAGCAUGUUCGACGCGUCCGAAAAGGGCUCGACAUAAUGAAGUAAUUCCAGUGUACUGUUGCCUCUCUAAAAAGUAUAAGUUUAAAAUUAAUUAGGCAAUUCGUUAUAUUGCUACAGUCGAAAGAAGCGCCAAUUUUGUAGGAGCAACUGCCGCAAUCAGCCUACGAAGGGCGAGGUGCGGGGAAGUCCUAUUUUAAUCCUAUUAAUCGAUGGUUUGGCGCGAUAACUGAUAUUAUUCCAAAUUUAGUAACAAAUCCAGAGCGAAAUUUCUGAAGAGGACGUGAAGAAGUGCACUAACAUGACCAAAUGUCGAACCUUAUUGUUGUCGGUGAAAGGGGAAUAACCGCCCCGGUGGAUAUGCAAAGUGUGACAGUACGCGGAAUUAUUAGUACGCCGCCUUCGCAUUCAUCACUACUAUCAUAGUUUUACCGAAGAAUAUUUUCUCCUGACUGUGAUGCGGUUGCUAGAAUCGACGAGUAUCUAUAAUAUCGUACACGUGGAAAACUAGUAUAAAAUUAUCGGCCGUUUCUGUCGCCUUCGCCGUCGUUGCCGUAGAAUUUAGUAAUAGGAGAAAACUAUUAAAUUUCGCUGUACUUUCUCGAGAUAUUUUACUAUCGACAUUCUCUCUGCAGGAUUAAUAAUAUAAACAAUUGACGGUAUGGUGAAAAUGGAGUCAACGGAAGAACAGGAUAGGAAAAUUGUUUUAGAAUUUUGCCACUUGUUGGAAAAAUCUAAGCAACUAUUCAAUGGAUUAAGUGGUAUAUUUUGUAAUUCUAGGGACCUACCACAAUAUGGUCACCGACAGUGGCAAGCAUAUUUUGGUCGAACAUUCGAUGUUUAUACGAAAUUAUGGAAAUUUCAACAACAACAUCGAUUAGUACUCGAUUCAAAAUAUGGAUUGAAACGAUGGCAAAUUGGAGAGAUAGCUAGCAAAAUUGGUCAACUGUAUUAUCAUUAUUACCUUAGAACAAGUGAAACUAAUUAUUUAAAUGAAGCGUAUCAAUUUUAUGCCGCAAUUCGUGGUCGAGCUUAUUAUUCACGUGCUAUAAAGGAGGAUCGACCCGAUCUGAUGGUUAAGAAAUUGAGAUAUUAUGCACGAUUUAUAGUGGUGUGUCUGCUUUUGAAAAAGAUGAAAUUAGUUCGAGAACUGGUAGCGGAGUUAGAGAAACAAAUACAGGAAUAUACAACAACAUAUGAACCUGAAGAUCAUUUAGAAUGGUCACUAGUAUUAGACGAAAUUAAAGGAUUUAUUAAGGCUGAAGCAGCUGUUGCGGUUCUGCAUGCGGACUCGAAUCCCAUUGUACUUUCACACAGUGGUUCCGGUUCCAGGCUAUCGCCGCUGACGACGCCGCCGUGUGAGCGGUCACCUCAUAUGACACUGAGUUUGCAAGAGAUUCUCAUCGUGGGAUCAGCGUGUGAACAAGCGAAAUUUUCAGAGUUAACAAUGGAUAUGUUCAGGAUGUUACAAACUCUGGAACGUGAACCAACUGAAACGGCACACCCACAUCAUGCAGGACAUGAUGCAAGUCCUGCAGCAAGUCGGAUGCCACCCUAUGGUGUACCGGGUUCAAAGGGUUAUAUGGAAAAUGGUGAUCGACGGCAUUAUCGCGACAAUCCUCACAAAUAUCUCUUGUAUAAGCCUUCAAUUAGUCAACUUCUCGUGUUCUUAGCUAGUGGAUUUAAAGAAUUACCACCAGGCGGUGCAUUAUUACUAUAUAUUUCAGCGGAUGGGUGUUUUUCGACAACAAAACAUCCAGAAGAUUAUGGUUAUGAACUGGGAGGUCUGGCAACCAGUGUUAAACGUGAUGGUAUGGACAGCGGAGUAGCAUGUAGGGGGAAAUCAUACAAGGAACCACAUUGUUUAUACCCGGGUGAUCUAUAUCCAUUUACAAGGCGUCCGCUAUUCAUCAUCAUCGACUCAGAUAAUUCAUUCGUUUUUCAACACAUCCCACGUUAUUUCGGGCAACCACUUGUUGUACUCAUGUCACCUCAAGACGUGCCAUCAGCCUUUCAAAUCGAUGUACAGCAUCACGGUUCGUUAUUUACUCUGUUCCUACACUCGCCAUUAACAGCUCUUUGUUAUGUUUGCAAUGUGGGUGAUGUACCAAUUCAUCAUUGGGAGCGAUGUCAAAGUUAUGUGGAUCGUUUUGUUACGGAGGCUUCGAGGCUUGUGACGAGAUGUCGUAUUGAUGAAAUCGAACAAGGAAUUGGAUUUAUAGAUCCAUCGUAUGUCCAAUUCUUCGGUGAUGAUUUCCUACGUACUCUUAUCUUACGAUUUGUAUUCUGUGAUGUCGUCCUUCGAUUGCAUCGAGCUUUUCGUGGACGUCAUAUGCGUCCACGCUGUGAACCUCCACUACCAGUUAACGAACUAUUGGAACAUCCAUCGUUAUCACACAUUAUACUGCAAUUGGCAAAUGCAUUAGAUGUACGAGGGCAUUUCUCUGAGGGACCCGAAGGCGAUUGAUGGCCGCAUUUAGAAAUUAGUCGUAAUACAAGAAUAAUAACAGCAGCAACAACAACAAUGUUUCUAAUUUCAUACAUUUUCAAUAAGCUUUAUAUUUAUAAUUACUAUUACAUUUGUAUAGUUAUUCUAAUUCAAUUGCUAUUUGUGAUUUUCAAUAAUUUGAGAACAAAAAGAGUAAUGCUGGUAAUGAUCACGAAUACAAGUAAGACCAUUUGUAUCACAUAAUAACUGAUGGAGUGAGAUGGUAUGCAAUGAGAUAUUUCAAAGAACAGAUGCCGGAUUUUUUUUAAGGAAAGAGUUUUGUAAAGCAGUAUUUAUGUAAUCUCCAUAUAUUUACUCAUAGCAGACUCCAUUAUGGUAAGCUUUUAUUUAAAUUACGCGCGAUUGGAUCAAUCGUCUUCUACACUUGAACUAAAAACAAAGAAAAUUAAUUUGUUAUCUAUGGAUCCAUUUGCAUACAUUCUUAUUAAUUCAUCGGAAGAUGGUAUCAUAUUGAAUCACUUAUGAAUAAGCAACGAGAAAGAAAUAACAAAUCAAAUAAUAAUUUGAAACAAUGGAAGCGGUAGAGUCAUAUUUCAUUUAAUCAUACAAAUAUGAACCCAUUUAUGCUCAACUGCAAACCGAAAGCUUUAAGAGAAAUGUAAUUGAAUGAAUGUCCUGUAAAUAAUGUAUGCCAAUAGUGGUUUAAAAUAUGGUAUGGCAGCAAAAUAAGGGGAAGAAACUAGAACAGAGCAAGUGGAAAAGUAAUAAAAACUGUUUUUGUAAAAUCACUUUACUCAGCAAAUCGAAGGAAGGAUCAAAUUGUUGUAGAUUGCGAAUCUAAAAUAAAUGUAAAAUAAUAUUUUUAUCAUUUACAAUCAUAUCCUGUAUAUAAAUACUUUGUAAAUACUCUACAAACUUAUCUAUCAUUAAAUGUCAAUAUUUAAUUUGAAGACGAUUGAGACCAAGGAUUUGACUUUUUACUCAUCUGGCUUUAUCAAAAUUUUGCGAUGUGUUCAUUUUUACUUCUGUUCAAGUGAAGGCAGGAAGCCAGUGUUGUGAACAAAUGGACUUUCCAAAGCUAGUAAAGCAUGAAAAACAGAAUCAUCACAUUCUAAACUACAUUUGCACAUAUUCAGCAAUGAUUGACUGAAGUAGAUACUCAACAUAAACAUGAACGUUUUCUACGUGUGAAAAUAGAAAAAGUGAAAAAUAGCAAAAAACACAUACAAUAACCCGAAAAACAUUUAAAUAACCGAAAAUUAUGAAAGGAUGAAGGAGUGAAAUGAAUGCGAUUUCAUGUGAGAGAUUUUUUUAUAGGAAAAAUGUUAUAAAACCAUAUUUAGCUACUUUCACUCUUUGUUAAUAUCUACCCUGAGUUCCAGGUUUGAUGUUGUCUGAUGCAUACUGCAGUACAUUUAAAACAUUAAAAUAAAACCAAAUAAUCAUUGAAUGGGAUAUUUGUUGUAAACACUGCAGAUAAUAUAUUCUUCAUAUUUUUCAAUAAAUUACGUGUAAAAAGAAAUAACAACAAAGUAGGUUAUGACGCUUAACAAUUCAAUUACCUUUGCGUAAAUGACCACUUAACCACUUAUGGGAUUAGGGCAAAACAUUUCAUACUCUAUUGCUAAGUGAAAUUCUGAAAAGCGUUCUUUUAUUCAAAUUCAUUGUAUAAUUUUUUUUUAUUAGCAUCGGAUUCACUUUAUUUAUCCUACAACUGUGUUUAUAUGGAAUGCUUGAGCUUAUACUUCUGAAAUGGUUUGUAAGCGCAAAAUAAAAUAAAACUGAGUGAACUUCAAAUUAAUGACCCGGUUCUGGUAAGAAUAGUUGCUAAUGGGGAGAAUUGAGGACAGUUUAAAAAUAAAAUUUUCAUUUAUUAUUUACCCCUUUCAGAAGUGGGGUUGGCUCGUCUUGAUCGGCUCCGCUACUUUGUUCUAGUCGAAAGCCUGAACUGGAUGCAGUCGCGAGGAUUUCAAAUCACCAUCCAGCCUAUCAAGCCAUCAUUGUUUCGGUCGGCCGUUUGGUCGUUUCCUAUCGACUUCGAUGUUUAGACCAAUCUUG
Hermetia illucens (black soldier fly) is the source of this 5089-nucleotide messenger RNA. Its product is annotated as protein SCAI. The record is from RefSeq and is a predicted model, not a curated record. Bases 1244 to 3049 code for a protein of 601 amino acids. The transcript is spliced from 10 exons. Gene Ontology annotation, cellular component: nucleus. Gene Ontology annotation, biological process: DNA-templated transcription. NCBI's taxonomy places the organism in Eukaryota, Metazoa, Arthropoda, Insecta, Diptera, Stratiomyidae. Gene Ontology annotation, molecular function: transcription corepressor activity.